Danio rerio (zebrafish) is the source of this 1503-nucleotide messenger RNA. It is a transcript of the gene psmd4b, whose product is annotated as proteasome 26S subunit ubiquitin receptor, non-ATPase 4b. Lineage: Eukaryota; Metazoa; Chordata; Actinopteri; Cypriniformes; Danionidae. The record is from RefSeq and is marked provisional.
AAAAAAUUUCAAGAUGGUGCUUGAAAGUACUAUGGUCUGUGUGGACAACAGUGAAUAUAUGCGCAAUGGAGACUUCUUACCUACCAGACUUCAGGCCCAGCAAGAUGCUGUUAACAUUAUCUGUCAUUCGAAAACUCGAAGUAACCCAGAAAACAACGUGGGACUCAUCACUAUGGCCAAUAACUGUGAGGUCCUGACCACACUGACCCCUGACACGGGCAGGAUUCUGUCAAAGCUUCAUGCUGUUCAGCCCAGAGGAGUCAUCAGCUUCUGUACAGGCAUCAGAGUGGCACAUCUGGCUUUGAAACACAGACAGGGAAAGAACCAUAAGAUGAGGAUCAUUGCCUUUGUGGGAAGCCCUGUGGAGGACCAGGAGAAAGAUUUGGUGAAGAUGGCAAAACGUUUGAAGAAGGAAAAAGUCAGCGUUGACAUCAUUAACUUUGGAGAAGAGGAGGUCAACACAGAGAAACUGACUGUGUUUGUGAACACCCUGAAUGGAAAGGAGGGUGUGGGUUCUCACCUGGUCACGGUUCCUCCUGGCCCAAGCCUGGCAGAUGCACUCUUAUCAUCUCCUAUCAUGGCUGGAGAGGGUGGCACUAUUAUGGGCCUUGGUGCCAGUGAUUUUGAGUUUGGAGUGGACCCAAGCGCAGACCCUGAGCUUGCUCUGGCUUUGCGUGUGUCGAUGGAGGAGCAGAGACAAAGGCAGGAGGAAGAGGCUCGGAGGGCAGCAGUGGCUUCAGCUGCAGAUGCUGGAGUCUCAUCUCCUACUGCAGAUGAGUCUGAAAAUGCCCUGUUGAAGAUGUCGACAGCUCCAGCUCUGCCUGAUUUCAGCCGCAUGACAGAGGAUGAACAGAUCGCAUACGCCCUUCAGAUGUCCAUGCAAGGAGGAGAAUUUGGUGGUUCAGAGGCCAUGGAUGUGGAUACAGCAGCUGCAGCAGCAGAGAGUGAAGCUCCUAAGGAGGAUGAGGAGGAUUACGAUGUGAUGCAGGAUCCAGAGUUUUUGCAGAGUGUGCUUGAGAACCUACCAGGUGUCGACCCCAAUAACGAAGCCAUUCGUAAUGCCAUGGGCUCACUGGCGUCUCAGAACAGAACUAAACCACCUGAGGGCAAGAAAGAGGAUGAGAAGAAAUAGAGGAAGAUGUUAGAGAGAGGAACAACAGAACAGACUAAUAACAAAUACUUCUGAAAGAAAACAAAUAUCCAUAAACACUUACCUGUAACGAUGAAUAAGCAUUUUCAUUUGUCUGUCUUAAGUUUCAUCAAGUAGCAUCUGAUCUGUAACAUAUUUGAUGGAGCAGAAAAUAACCACGUGACGCUACUUAAAAUAGUAGUGCUCUCUUCAGUGUUUCUUUGUUAGAUGGGUUAUUUUAAGCGACCCAGCUAUAAUAUCUCUUUAAUUUCUCUUGUGUUUUUGGUUAACAUCUUGUAAAAGUUUCUUUGUUCAUUUUGUAUCACUGUUUUCAGUUCCUUUUGUAAUAAAGGGCUUUGCUAUGGUUGAGGGUA